This is a messenger RNA of Balaenoptera musculus (blue whale), 2600 nucleotides long. RefSeq names its product leucine rich repeat transmembrane neuronal 1 (gene LRRTM1). The coding region runs from base 652 to 2220 and encodes 522 amino acids. The record is from RefSeq and is a predicted model, not a curated record. Gene Ontology annotation, molecular function: protein binding. NCBI's taxonomy places the organism in Eukaryota, Metazoa, Chordata, Mammalia, Artiodactyla, Balaenopteridae. The transcript has 2 exons.
GUAGGUGCCGGUGCAAGCUCGCGCCUCACACUGCCUGGCGGAGGGAAGGAGCCCGGGCGCUGGGCGCCGCUCCCCGCUCCCAGCUCCGCCGCCCGAGCCGCCCGCCGCCCGCACCUCCCCGCCGCCCGCAAAGCAUGAGCGAGCCCGCUCUCCGCAGCCGCCCCGGGCGCGAAUGGCAGGCGGUCUCCGCGGAGCAAAAGGUGGCGCCGGUCAGUGGUCCUUUCCAAUGACGGACAUUAACCAGACUGUCAAAUCCUGGGGAGUCGCGAGCCCCGAGUUUGGAGUUUUUUUUUUUUCCCCCACAACGUCACAGUCCGAACUGCAGAGGGAAAGGACAGCGGCAGGAAGGCGAAGCCCCGGUUCCCGCACGCAGUUGGGAAACUUGCGGGUCCUAGAAGUCGCCUCCCCGCCUCGCCGGCCGCCCUGCAGCCCCGAGCGGAGCAGCAAAGUGAGACAUUGUGCGCCUGCCAGAUCCGCCGGCCGCGGACCGGGGCUGCCUCGGAAACACAGAGGGGUCUUCUCUCGCCCUGCAUAUAAUUAGCCUGCACACAAAGGGAGCAGCUGAAUGGAGGUUGUCACUCUCUGGAAAAGGAUUUCUGACCGAGCGCUUCCAAUGGACAUUCUCCAGCCUCUCUGGAAAGAUUCUCGCUAAUGGAUUUCCUGCUGCUCGGUCUCUGUCUAUACUGGCUGCUGAGGAGGCCCUCGGGGGUGGUCUUGUGUUUGCUGGGGGCCUGCUUUCAGAUGCUGCCCGCCGCCCCCAGCGGGUGCCCGCAGCUGUGCCGGUGCGAGGGGCGGCUGCUGUACUGCGAGGCGCUCAACCUCACCGAGGCGCCCCACAACCUGUCCGGCCUGCUGGGCUUGUCCCUGCGCUACAACAGCCUCUCGGAGCUGCGCGCCGGCCAGUUCACGGGGUUAAUGCAGCUCACGUGGCUCUAUCUGGAUCACAAUCACAUCUGCUCGGUGCAGGGGGACGCCUUUCAGAAACUGCGCCGAGUUAAGGAACUCACACUGAGUUCCAACCAGAUCACCCAACUGGCCAACACCACCUUCCGGCCCAUGCCCAACCUGCGCAGCGUGGACCUCUCGUACAACAAGCUGCAGGCGCUCGCGCCCGAUCUCUUCCACGGGCUGCGGAAGCUCACCACGCUGCACAUGCGGGCCAACGCCAUCCAGUUCGUGCCCGUGCGCAUCUUCCAGGACUGCCGCAGCCUCAAGUUUCUCGACAUCGGAUACAAUCAGCUCAAGAGUCUGGCGCGCAACUCUUUCGCCGGCUUGUUCAAGCUCACCGAGCUGCACCUGGAGCACAACGACUUGGUCAAGGUGAACUUCGCCCACUUCCCGCGCCUCAUCUCCCUGCACUCGCUCUGCCUGAGGAGGAACAAGGUGGCCAUUGUGGUCAGCUCGCUGGACUGGGUAUGGAACCUGGAGAAAAUGGACCUGUCGGGCAACGAGAUCGAGUACAUGGAGCCCCAUGUGUUCGAGACCGUGCCACACCUCCAGUCCCUGCAGCUGGACUCCAACCGUCUCACCUACAUCGAGCCCCGUAUCCUCAACUCCUGGAAGUCGCUGACGAGCGUCACCCUGGCCGGGAACCUCUGGGACUGUGGGCGCAACGUGUGCGCCCUGGCCUCGUGGCUCAGCAACUUCCAGGGGCGCUACGAUGGCAACUUGCAGUGCGCCAGCCCGGAGUACGCACAGGGCGAGGACGUCCUGGACGCCGUGUACGCUUUCCACCUGUGCGAGGAGGGGGCCGAGCCCACCAGCGGCCACCUGCUCUCGGCCGUCACCAACCGCAGCGACCUGGGAUCCUCCGCCGGCCCGGCCACCACUCUCGCUGACGGCAGGGAGGGGCAGCCCGACAGCACGCCUGAGCUGGCUACCGUGGCCCUCCCCGGCGGCGAGCACGCCGAGAACGCUGUGCAGAUUCACAAGGUGGUCACCGGCACCAUGGCCCUCAUUUUCUCCUUCCUCAUCGUGGUCCUGGUGCUCUAUGUCUCUUGGAAGUGUUUCCCAGCCAGUCUCAGGCAGCUCAGACAGUGCUUUGUGACGCAGCGCAGGAAGCAAAAGCAGAAACAGACCAUGCAUCAGAUGGCUGCCAUGUCUGCCCAGGAAUACUACGUUGAUUACAAACCGAACCACAUUGAGGGAGCCCUGGUCAUCAUCAACGAGUAUGGCUCGUGUACCUGCCACCAGCAGCCCGCGAGGGAAUGCGAGGUGUGAUUGUCCCAGUGGCUCCCAACCCGUGCGCUACCAAAUAUGCCUGGACAGCCGGGGCGGGCCGGCGAGCACCAGGCUGGGGUCCUCCUGUCUGUGCUCUGAUAUGCUCCUUGACUGAAACUGUAAGGGGAUCUCUCCCAGAGACUUGACAUUUUAGCUUUAUUGUGUCUUAAAAACAAAAGCGAGAUAAAACACAACAAAACCCCACCCCACAACCUUCAGGACAGUCUAUCUUAAAUUUCAUAUGAGAACUCCUUCCUCCCUUUGAAGAUCUGUCCAUAUUCAGGAAUCUGAGAGUGUAAAAAGGUACCAAUCAAUCAAUCAUUGAUUUUUUUUUUGGUAAACUUAAAAUGUUUAAAAUAAAAUAGCAUUUACAGUUUUUA